CGUAUCAUACGUGGCGCGAAGAAUAGAACGCGGACGCGUCUGAGCACUGUGCGGCGUUGUGACGUAUGAACAGGUGACGUCACAGCACACAGUGAGACAUCAGCGGAGGUCGGGCACCCGGGCUGACCAGUCGUGCAUGAGAGAGAGCAGCAAGCAAGCCUGGUGAGGGAAAGUAAAAGAUGCGAGCUCACAUGUAUAAAAUGAGGCGCCUCGAACGUGCAUGGGAGAGAUUCCGACAACGACUUCUACACGACACAGUCAUCGUCAACACAGUAUUACACGCGGCUAGCUAGAACAGAGAGAUCAUGACGUCACCGAUGCUAUUCACAACUCUGCGAGCAUGCUACGGGCUCGUCGUCGUCUUCGUCGUCGGCUUGCUGCUCCUCCUGCCGACCGUCGCCGACGCCAUGCCCGCACCGACGACACGGCUCGACGGCACCGGCAUGCGACACAAGCUCGAUAAGAUCAUGGGCAAGAUGGCGACCGCCUACGUCAAAGUGUGUCCGUUCGGCUGCGGCAGCUCGGGUCUGGCGGCCGACGAGUCGUGCGACAAGCUGAUCGAGUAUGGCGACGGACAGGUGCUGCGCAUCCCCGCCGUCAGGGACGUCGGCAGCCACGCACAGGUAGUUGACGGCAUCGUCGACCUGUGGUUGAACUAUUCUCGUCUGCUGCGCUGGCUGGACGCGGCGAUCAGCAGCGUGCGCGACGAGUUGCCCAUCGCUCCAGAGAACCUGCUGCCGUACUUACGGCGUGUCGGCGGCAACAGACGAGGCUCGCCCGCCGGCCUGCUCGAAAUACUGCGCAACUAUACACAGCGCAUCGUCGCCGCAACGACACUAGAAGUGUUCUACCUCCCGGACAAUAUAAGGUACGUGACGUUGAGUGGCGACUUUCCGUUCAACAGCUGA
Messenger RNA from Priapulus caudatus, 908 nucleotides. RefSeq lists its product as uncharacterized. Bases 306 to 908 code for a protein of 200 amino acids. The record is from RefSeq and is a predicted model, not a curated record. The transcript has 5 exons. NCBI's taxonomy places the organism in Eukaryota, Metazoa, Priapulida, Priapulimorpha, Priapulimorphida, Priapulidae.